Messenger RNA from Acanthosepion pharaonis, 543 nucleotides. NCBI's taxonomy places the organism in Eukaryota, Metazoa, Mollusca, Cephalopoda, Sepiida, Sepiidae. The record is from the annotation of a GenBank genome assembly.
AUGUUGAAACGUAGAUCUACUUUUAUUCUGUCGGUUUGCUCUUUGUUUCAUAAUUUUACAUUUAUUUUUAUUUUCCUGCUUUUCUUCUUUGUCUUUACUCUUUUCUUUAUUUUUCAUCGAUUUUCUGUUUUCUCUUCCUGCUCACUUUUUCUUUUAUUUCAUUUCCUUCUUUCUUUUUCUUAUUGUUACUCCCUACCUUAUUCAUUUUCCUAUUCUUGUCUUCUUUUUUCUUUAUUUAUUAUUCCGUCUUUAAUUUUAUUUAUCAUUCUUUUGUUUGUAUUUCUCUUGCCUUUCUUUAUUUCUAUUUUAAGCUCCAUUUUCUUUAUUUUUUUUCUUUUCUUCAUUCUCUUGGUACGCCCCUUUCUAAUCCACCUCUCUCUUUUUGUUUUUCGAGAUUAUUUUGUUUUUACAGAUUUUAUUCCAUAUCAAAAUAUCUAUUUUUCUUCCAUUGUUUUUAAAUUGUUCUCUUUUGUUUUUCUUUUUCUUCUUCUUGCCAUCAGUUCAAAAUCAAGAUUAAGCAAACUUUUAUAUGACGUGACGUGA